AUGCACUUCUCCACCAUUGUCACUGUCAUCGCCGCCACCAUGGGCAUGACCGCCAACGCCGCUCCUGCUCUCCAGGCGCGUCAGAACUGUCCCGCCAACCAGCACGCCAAGUGCUGCAAUGCCCUCGUGCCGACCCUCCUUGGGGGCAUCAUCGUCUCAGUCGGUCUCGGCUGCAUUGAUCUCAUCGCUGGCUCCUGCGCCGCCCAGACUGCUUGCUGCUCCCAACAGAAUAACAACGGCGUUGUCGUCAACGUUUGCGACGUCCUCUAG
Messenger RNA from Coniosporium apollinis CBS 100218, 270 nucleotides. RefSeq lists its product as uncharacterized. The record is from RefSeq and is a predicted model, not a curated record. NCBI's taxonomy places the organism in Eukaryota, Fungi, Ascomycota, Dothideomycetes. The coding region runs from base 1 to 270 and encodes 89 amino acids. The transcript is spliced from 3 exons.